AGAAGAAAGAGGGACAUGGGCGAAAGAUUUGUGGUAGUCCCGGUGGGCGUAGGAGUGGGGGUCGCCGGGGAGGGGGAGCACUCGGACGCAGUUGUCGCUGACCCCGCACCGGACACCGGCAGCAGCUGCGGCGGUGGGACAGGGCAGGAAGAAGAGGCGGGAGAGGACUCUGUGUUCGAGACGCAGGACCCCGUGGUGCCCAUUCUGGAGUACAACAGGGAGCCCAACAAAUACGGUGAUGGCGUCCCAAAGGAAAACAGUCCCUUUAUCAACAACACAGACAAUGACAAAGGCAACAGCUACGAUGGCACCAACAUGGCUCUUUUUGAGGAGGAGAUGGACAGCAACCCUAUGGUGUCAUCUCUCCUCAAUAAACUGGCAAACUACACCAAUCUCACCCAGGGGGCCCAAGAGCAUGAGGAGGCUGAUGAUGAUGAGGGACCCAAGAAGAAAGCUGUUAAGAGCCCUCAGAUGGGGACCUUCAUGGGUGUCUACCUCCCCUGCCUCCAGAAUAUUCUGGGGGUCAUCUUAUUUCUGCGGCUUACUUGGAUUGUUGGCACUGCCGGAAUCUUGGAGUCCUUGGCGAUAGUCGGCUUGUGCUGCUCUUGUACCAUGCUGACAGCCAUAUCCAUGAGUGCAAUCGCUACUAAUGGGGUUGUGCCAGCUGGAGGCUCAUACUACAUGAUUUCCAGAUCUCUGGGCCCAGAGUUUGGUGGCGCUGUAGGUCUUUGUUUCUACCUGGGCACAACCUUCGCUGGCUCCAUGUAUAUCUUGGGUACUAUAGAAAUUCUGCUGACCUACAUCGUGCCUAAAGCAGCCAUCUUUGUUGCAGAGAAAAAGGAGGAUGCAGUGGAUGCUUUGCUAAAUAACAUGCGUGUUUAUGGCACAUGCUGCCUAACACUGAUGGCUGUAGUGGUUUUUGUAGGGGUGAAAUAUGUCAACAAGCUUGCGCUAGUCUUCCUGGCCUGCGUCAUUCUCUCCAUCCUCGCCAUCUAUGCUGGAGUCAUCAAGACCAUCUUUGAGCCACCGGACUUUCCUCUUUGCAUGUUGGGGAAUCGCACUCUGCAGAACAAUAACUUUGACCGUUGCCUUAAGACAGAGGUUAUAGACAAUGUGACGGUCACUACCAAGCUGUGGAGGUUGUUUUGUGACGGACCUGAGCUCAAUGCCACCUGCAAUGACUAUUUUUUCAACAACAAUGUGACCAUGGUGCAGGGCAUCCCGGGACUGACCAGUGGAGUCAUUUCAGAAAAUAUGUGGUCAGAGUAUGGCCCUCUGGGUAGGUUGGUAGAAAACACGAAGUUGCCAUCUGUUGGGGGAAGUGACCCUGCCCAGGACAUCUACUUGCCCUAUGUAGUCAAUGAUAUCACCACCUUUUUCACACUGCUGGUUGGCAUCUACUUCCCAUCUGUAACUGGUAUCAUGGCUGGUUCAAACCGGUCAGGUGACUUGCGGGAUGCUCAGAAAUCCAUCCCCGUUGGGACCAUACUGGCUAUUGCUACCACCUCCAUCAUCUACAUUACAUGUGUGGUGCUAUUCGGGGCCUGCAUUGAGGGAGUUCUGCUUCGAGACAAAUUUGGAGACUCUGUGAAAGGGAACCUUGUUAUAGGCACGCUAUCGUGGCCGUCACCGUGGGUUAUUGUGAUUGGCUCAUUCUUUUCCUGCUGUGGGGCAGGGCUGCAGAGUUUGACUGGUGCCCCACGCCUGCUGCAGGCCAUCGCACGAGAUGGCAUUGUACCUUUCUUACAGGUGUUUGGCCAUGGGAAAGCUAACGGAGAACCUACCUGGGCUCUGCUGCUGACUGCUGGGAUCUGUGAGAUUGGCAUCCUUAUCGCCUCCCUGGAUGCUGUGGCUCCUAUUCUCUCCAUGUUUUUCCUCAUGUGCUACUUGUUUGUCAACCUGGCCUGUGCGGUUCAGACCCUGCUGCGGACCCCUAACUGGAGACCACGCUUCAAAUACUACCACUGGGCUUUGUCCUUCCUGGGAAUGAGCUUGUGUCUUGCUCUUAUGUUCAUCUCCUCCUGGUACUAUGCUAUUGUGGCCAUAGCCAUUGCUGGCUGCAUCUACAAAUACAUCGAAUACAGAGGGGCAGAGAAGGAGUGGGGAGACGGCAUCCGUGGCCUUUCUCUCAAUGCAGCACGGUACGCCCUCAUUCGCCUGGAGGAGGCUCCACCACACACGAAGAACUGGAGGCCUCAGUUGUUGGUGCUCCUGAACCUGGAUUCAGAUCAAGGAGUCAGACACCCUCGUCUGCUGUCCCUCACCACCCAGCUGAAGGCAGGGAAAGGCCUAACAAUAGUGGGAAAUGUUUUAGAGGGAACCUAUCUCACUAAAGAGGCAGAAGCCAAGAGGGCUGAGCAGAACAUCAAGUCUUCCAUGUCAGCAGAGCGAACAAAGGGUUUCUGCCAUGUUGUGGUGUCUUCAAACCUCAGGGACGGCUUCUCCCACCUCAUCCAGUCUGCAGGGCUAGGAGGCAUGAAGCACAACACAGUCCUAAUGGCCUGGCCUGGGACCUGGAGGCAGUCCAAUGACCCGCAGUCAUGGAGGAAUUUCAUAGAGACUGUGCGGGAGACCACAGCUGCCCAUCAGGCCUUGCUUGUGGCUAAGAAUGUGGACAGUUUCCCUACCAACCAGGACCGCCUGGGGGAAGGCACCAUUGAUGUGUGGUGGGUGGUUCACGAUGGAGGCAUGCUGAUGCUGCUGCCCUUCCUGCUGCGACAGCACAAGGUGUGGAGGAAGUGUAAGAUGCGUAUUUUCACUGUGGCCCAGAUGGAUGACAACAGCAUCCAAAUGAAGAAAGAUCUCCAGAUGUUCCUUUACCACCUGCGACUGGAUGCAGAAGUGGAAGUGGUGGAGAUGCAUGAUAAUGAUAUCUCAGCCUUCACCUAUGAGAAGACACUGGUGAUGGAGCAGAGGUCUCAGAUGCUGAAACAGAUGCAACUUUCCAGGACUGAGAGGGAGAGAGAGAUUCAGAGUAUCACUGACGAAUCACGUAGCUCAAUCCGGAGGAAGAACCAGGGUGCUGCCCCGAGCGUGAACCUCAGCCAACAGUCCUCACCGAUGGAGGACACUCAGGAGGACGAGGCUCAGCUCAUCCAUGACAGAAACACAGCAUCUCACGCCACGAUAAAUGACAAGGCCGACACUGGGCCUGAGCGGGUUCACAUGACUUGGACCAAGGACAAGCUCUUCACAGAGCGUAAUCGCAACCGCGAGUGCAAUGCCAAUGUGGCUGUACGCGACCUGUUUAACAUGAAACCAGAGUGGGAGAGUCUUAACCAGUCAAAUGUUCGUCGGAUGCACACCGCUAUCAAGCUGAACGAGGUGGUGGUCAACAAGUCCCAGGGAGCUCACCUGGUUCUGCUCAACAUGCCUGGACCACCCAGGAACAGAGGAGGAGAUGAAAACUACAUGGAGUUCCUGGAGGUUCUCCUUGAGGGUCUGAACCGGGUCCUGCUGGUGCGAGGCGGUGGCCGUGAAGUCAUCACCAUCUACUCUUAAAAAGAAGUCUCACACCCCACCCUGCACACAUAAGCUGCUUCCAUGGAAACAGCCGGCAUUUUCGUUGAAGAAGCCUAAAUUGUUUUUUAUGAAGGGCGGGGUUUGUUGAAAGGCAGGACCGCUUGUGACAGAUGGUCUGAAGGACCUCAGGAUGAAGGAAACAGCAUUGAAUCAGUUGACUGACAGAGUACAAGCACAAUGUGUGUCCAUGCUGGUCCACAGUACCCCUGCACAUGGAAGAUAGGGACACUUUAUUUUGUUCAUUUAACACUGAAGACAUUGUUUUGUUGUGUUCUGUUACAUUUUUAUUUUCGUUCCCUCACGUGUAGAUGUUGUCAAGUUACUGGCACUCAGUGUCUAAGAUAAGUAGAACGGAGUAUUAGGGCCAUUGUAGUUAUAACAAAAGAAAAAUUACGUUGCCGGGGGAGGGGGGUAAUAUUCCGAGAAUUUCAUAAAUUAAAUUUAUGAUAAAAAAUCAUGGAUAUUUUACAAGAAAAAAAACUCACCAACCAGUAUUAUGAGAUACUUCCUUCUGACCAAAGCUGGAGGACACAAGCAUAACAAACUGCAGAAGAUGUCACUGAUCAAGUGGCUUUGUUGCAGUCCCUCGUAUCUGCCUAACUGUCUGAAAGCUCCACGUCUUCUCCUAUUGUCUUUGUCUUGUAUUUUUAAUGAAUGAAUAACAACACCAUUUUAAGUAUUUUUCUCACAAAUUUACCAUUUUUUUCUGAAUAUUACCUCCUCUCAUGGCUCCAUAAUUAUUAUUAUUCAUUUAUCUACAAUGGCCCUAAAACACUGAAUGUGUGCUGUUGAUAUGAGCCACGUAGUCUUUCAUGUUGUCUCGUGUGCUCAAUUCUGGGAGAUGCCGAGACGUUUGCUGGACCUGAGAAAAACAUGCACAGAGAUGACAAGUUACAGAAUGGCUUUGAACUCAGGGGCGAAUUCACAAAGAAAGGAAAGAAUGGCUGCUGAUAGCACCAUGAAAGGUGCGUCUCUUGCAAACGCUAUCUGCCCUGUCUAAACGUGCAAUUCACAAAAGAUAUUGUGGUAAUGACAAUUCGGCUGAAAUACACCCAUAAAGUUAUGCAACUGAGAGCAAUUUUCCCUUGUUUUGCAUCCCAGUAAUAUAUGUUCUUAAAGGGGAAGUAAGUGAUUCUGCAGAAGGACUGUUGAUAUUCGAGCUCAACUGCCAAACAAAUCCUCCCUCCUUUAGUGCUCCCUCAGAAGCUACGCUCCCCAAUUUCAAAUCAUGAAGGUUUCAACACUGUUAAAACACCUAGGCCCUUGCCUGGUCAUAUAACAUUCUUCUGUUUAUACUCUUCAGACCUUUUCCUCUUUGGCUGUUUCUCAGCCAUCUCUCCUUCUUCACAGUGCCUGGAGUCCAGCACGUUCCAAUGUGCGAUGUAAAGAACUCUCUCUCAGUGCCCUCCCCCCAUCACUCCUGUACAUGAGCACUAACUGUUGCUGAUUGGCUGGAAUAAUGUUGUGGGGAACAUCCACACCAUGUUUUUUGUCUUCCAUUUACAGAGCCAGGGCUGUGUAGGACAACCACAUGUUUUUUCAGAGCAUACAUAAAACUGAGAGCUAGCAAGUCAUAAGGAAAUAUUCACUCAAUUUAACAAAAAGUGUACUGGAUUACAAUCACUUACUGUCCCUUUAAGGUGUUCUGAAUGCCUGUAGCAUAUCACACGGUAUGAUUAAGCAUUUGAGUAAGAUAUUUUUACAAAUGCAGCUGUAAGAGAAAAACUUUAAACUCUUAAAAUGUUUGAUUUGAAAGAGAAUGUAUUCUAAUUAGAAUUAUAACUAUUCUAAUUAUCCAUUAACUCCCUCUGCUCUUUCAUUUAUUUUUAUCUGCAGGAUGUCUCUAGUUUUUCUGACUCACUCUAGAUUGGGUGUUUUGUCAGAGUUGUUUGGGAUGUUUUAACUGCACUCCCCCUCCUGCAUCUGUUUUCUCUACUCUGCUCUGUGCUGGUCUGUUACAGUGUGUAAUCAUCGUUUCAUUUCCUUGUGGUAGAUAUUAGGUAUUGGACUUUUUUUUCAGUGAGGCUAAUUUGCAUAAAAGGGCCAAAUGUAGGAAUAUUACUUUAUUGAAAUAUGUGCACAUAGCACCGGUGCACCAAGAUACUAUAUGACUGGCAGCACAGUUUUUGCAGGUGCUUUUAGAAUUUUCUUUUUGUCUUAUUUGUUCAGGGUUAGUGACCAUGUAAUCCUUUUGCAGGUUAGGGUUAGAAUUCGCCCCUCAGUGUAGGAAGCUUACUCAUAACAACACAUACUGAAUUUUCAAUAUCAAAUACAGUUUGGUGAUCUGUACUAAUGUUUUCAUUUACAAUAAGUGGUUUCAGUCUGAACUAAAGUAGGGGCAAAACUGUGAUCAAUGCUGAAAAGGUCUGACAUCGAGCAGCAUUUGUAGUUGUAGUGUUCUGUGGUUGUUCACCUUGUCAUUUAUAUGGUGAAGGACCGGCUGGGAGGACACUGAAUGUGCACCAGAUUUUAUCUCACCAUCUGUUAGG
Micropterus dolomieu (smallmouth bass) is the source of this 6011-nucleotide messenger RNA. It is a transcript of the gene slc12a7b, whose product is annotated as solute carrier family 12 member 7b. NCBI's taxonomy places the organism in Eukaryota, Metazoa, Chordata, Actinopteri, Centrarchiformes, Centrarchidae. Gene Ontology annotation, molecular function: potassium:chloride symporter activity. Gene Ontology annotation, biological process: potassium ion homeostasis; chloride ion homeostasis; cell volume homeostasis. The transcript has 26 exons. The record is from RefSeq and is a predicted model, not a curated record. The coding region runs from base 16 to 3501 and encodes 1161 amino acids. Gene Ontology annotation, cellular component: membrane.